Molecule: messenger RNA, 2476 nt
Organism: Cinclus cinclus
Lineage: Eukaryota; Metazoa; Chordata; Aves; Passeriformes; Cinclidae
Gene: DUS3L
Product: dihydrouridine synthase 3 like
Exons: 14
Coding region: 1-2025 (674 amino acids)
Biological process (GO): tRNA processing
Molecular function (GO): flavin adenine dinucleotide binding; RNA binding; metal ion binding
Source: RefSeq, a predicted model, not a curated record
AUGGCAGCGGUGGCGGCGCCCGGCGUGGCGCCGGUUCGAGCCCGGUUCCUCACCUCCAAGGAGCAGUUCCAUGCCUACCUGCAGGCAGGGGGCGAGGAGGAGAAGGAAGAGGGGGAGAAGAAGGAAGAAGAGCAUGUCAGCAGCACCCAGAGCGAACCACCAGCCAAAAGGGUGAAGGCAGAGGAGCUCUGUCAGGAUGGGGAAAGCCAAGGGAAUGCUGGAGAGGAAGAGAAGGAACGGCCGGAGAAGAAGAGAGCCCGGGGGCAGAACAAGAGCCGCCCGUGCAUGAAACCCAACUGCUACGAGCAGAGCAGGCUGUGCCCCUCGGUGACACAGGGCUGUGGAGCGCAGUGCCACUUUGGGCCGCGCUGUCGCUUCCUCCAUGACGUGUCCGAGUACCUGGCGGCGAAGCCGGCGGACCUGGGCCAGCGCUGUGUCCUCUUCGACACCUUUGGCCGCUGUCCCUACGGUGUCACCUGUCGUUUUGGCCAAGCCCACCUUGGUGAUGGCCAUCAGAACCUGGUGAACGCCGCCCUGGCCCAGCAGUGGGAAGGGAAGCUGCUGGUGAGGAACAGCCUCUCCAAGGAGCUCCAGCAGCAGCUGCGCAAGAGGAAGUUCACUUUCCACAAGGCCGAGGAAUUUCUCCGUGGGCUCCGGUGUAUGAAGGGAGGCAAAGCCAAGGGGAGUUCCACAGAGGUCUCCAACUGCACUGCGCCCCAGGAGGGCCUGGGAGACAGCCCUGAGCUGCAGGAGCAGGAAGAACUUCCCAAACCUGAGGCCCUGCAGAGCUCCCAAGGGGCUGAGGUUGAUCACAAACCAGAGGCCCUGCAGAGCCCCCAAGAGGCUGAGGGUGACCCCAAACCUGAGGCCAUGCAGAGCCCCCAAGGGGCUGAGAGUGCUCCCUCCAUCCCAACCCUGGGCCCACUAACAGAUGAAGAUGUGACAAAGCUGCGGCCAUGUGAGAAGAAGAAGCUGGAAAUCCAAGGCAAGCUGUACCUGGCUCCACUGACCACGUGUGGAAACCUCCCUUUCCGACGGAUCUGCAAACGUUUUGGAGCAGAUGUCACCUGUGGGGAGAUGGCUGUGUGCACCAACCUGCUCCAGGGCCAGUCCUCCGAGUGGGCUCUGCUCAAACGCCACCACACCGAGGACAUCUUCGGGGUGCAGCUGGAAGGAGCCUUUCCAGACACCAUGACCAAGUGUGCAGAGCUCCUGAAUAGGACAAUCAACGUGGAUUUUGUUGACAUCAACGUCGGGUGUCCCAUUGACUUGGUCUACAAGAAGGGAGGAGGCUGUGCUCUGAUGACUCGCUCCAACAAAUUCGAGCAGAUUGUCCGCGGGAUGAACUCGGUGCUGGAUGUCCCGCUGACAGUGAAGAUCCGGACUGGGGUGCAGGAAAAGGUUAACGUGGCUCACAAAAUCAUCCCCAGGAUCCGGGAGUGGGGAGCGUCCAUGGUCACGCUGCACGGGAGGUCCCGGGAGCAGAGGUACACCCGGAGUGCAGACUGGGAAUACAUCUCCGAGUGCGCCCGCAUCGCCAGCCCCAUGCCUCUCUUUGGAAACGGGGAUAUUUUGUCCUAUGAAGAUGCAAAUCGAGCCAUGCAGAUGGGAGUUUCUGGAAUCAUGAUUGCAAGAGGGGCACUCAUCAAACCCUGGCUUUUCACGGAAAUCAAGGAGCAGAGACACUGGGAUAUCUCCUCCAGCGAGAGAUUUGACAUCCUCAAGGACUUCACCAACUAUGGCCUCGAGCACUGGGGGUCAGACACUCAGGGAGUGGAGAAAACCAGGAAAUUCCUGCUGGAAUGGCUCUCCUUCCUGUGCAGGUACAUUCCAGUUGGAUUAUUGGAACAUCUACCUCAGAGAAUCAAUGAGCGGCCACCCUAUUACCUGGGGAGGGACUACCUGGAGACCCUCAUGGCCAGCCAAAACGUGGAUGAUUGGAUCAAAAUAAGUGAGCUGCUCCUGGGCCCAGUUCCACCCAGCUUCACCUUCCUGCCAAAGCACAAGGCCAAUUCCUACAGAUAGGGCUGGCCAGGCCCUGUCCUGCAGCAUCAGGAGGCGUUUGGAUGUGCUGGGAGGAGGAGCAGGGCUCCUCGGCUGUGCUGGCAGCUGGAAUAAAGCUGAUAUUUCUAGAAGCUGGAUGUCCUUGGGAGUGACAAAUUCCCAGGAUGAGGAGCAGCAACAUCUCCCGCAACCAAGGUGACACGGAGUUGAUGUUCAAGCUCCGAAAAGAAGCUUCUCAAAGAAUUCUGAAGGCUCUGGAGACAGCCUGGAGGGUCUCAGCAGCAUCCCAACACCUGGGGGACCCCAGAGCCACCAGCAGAGUGGGGAGAGCGGUGAUCCCAGCACUGCUGACAUCCAUCAUGGCCACCCCUACAAGGAUAUCCCCAGGCAACAAUAGCUCCUCAAAACUAAGGUGUCAGGGACAGGGCAGGGCUGGGGCACCACGGGAAUCCCCUGGACCAUCCCCAUCUCG